Molecule: messenger RNA, 1464 nt
Organism: Linum tenue
Lineage: Eukaryota; Viridiplantae; Streptophyta; Magnoliopsida; Malpighiales; Linaceae
Source: the annotation of a GenBank genome assembly
UUGGCAUUGGUAGCCCCUCUUGUGCAUGUCGACAAUGGUUGCCGUCGCCGCUUCCUCCGCCGUCUUCACUGCUUCCUCCACCACCAGAUCUCCUCUGUCCAUCCCCCGCUGGUCAUUCUCUUACUCCCUCCGUCCAUCUCCCCGCCAAUCUCUCCACAUCUCCUGCUCUGCCAACUCAAAACCCGCCCUGCCGAUUUUUCCUCCAUCACCACCACAGAUCCUCCGCUUGUGGUCCCUAGAUUUUACCCCGACGAGCCCCGGAAGGGGCCCGACAUCCUCGUGGAAGCGCUCGAGCGGGAGGGAGUCACCGAUGUGUUCGCCUACCCGGGCGACGCUUCCAUGGAGAUCCACCAGGACCUCACUCGCUCCACAACCAUCCGAAACGUUCUUCCCCGCCAUGAGCAAGGCGACAUCUUCGUUGCCAAAGGCUACACUCAUUCCUCCGGCAAGCCUGGCAUCUGUAUCGCCACCUCGGGCCUCGGGGCCACCAAUCUCAUCAGCGGCCUCGCUGACGCGCUCCUCGACAGCGUCCCACUAGUCGCCAUUACCGGCCAGGUGCCCCGCCGCAUGAUUGGAACUGACGCCUUUCAGGAGACUCCAAUCGUCGAGGUAAGUCGCUCCAUUACCAAGCACAAUUAUCUGGUUCUCGGUGUGGAUGACAUUCCUAGGGUUGUGAAAGAGGCGUUCCAUUUGGCUACUUUGGUCUGCCCUGGCCCGGUUUUGAUCGACAUUCCCAAGGAUAUUCAGCAGCGGCUAGCUGUUCCUAAUUGGGAAUGUGAAAUGAAGUUGCAUGGUUACAUGGCUAGGUUGCCUAAGCCGCCUUGCCAGUUGAAUUUGGAGGUCAUUACGAGCCUGUCACUGGCAAUGUUUGGGAUGCAUGGAACUGUGUAUGUGAACUAUGUUGUGGAGCACAGUGAUUUGCUGCUUGCUUUUGGAGUGAGGUUUGAUGAUCGUGUGAUUGGGAAGCUUGAAGCUUUUACGAGUAGAGCCAAGAUUGUUCACAUUGAUAUUGAUCCAUCUGAGAUUGGUAAGAAUAAGCAGCCUCACGUAUCGUUGUGUGGAGAUGUGAAGUUGGCAUUGCAGGGGAUUAAUGAGCUCUUGGAAAGCAAGGAGGCUAAGAGUAAGUUGGAUUUCAAGGCAUGGAGAGAGGAGUUGAAUGAACAGAAAGUGAAGUAUCCAUUGACAUACAAGACUUUUGGAGAAGCGAUUCCACCGCAACAUGCCAUUCAGGUUCUUGAUGAAUUGACUAAUGGGGAAGCAAUAAUUAGCACAUGGGUUGGUCAACAUCAAAUGUGGGCUGCUCAACACUACAAGUACAAGAGGCCACGACAGUGGUUGACUUCUGCUGGACUUGGAGCUAUGGGUUUCGGUUUGCCUGCUACUAUGGGUGCUGUUGUUGCCAAUCCGGAAGCUGAUGUUGUGGAUAUUGAUGGCGACAGAAGCUUUAUGAUGAAUGUGCAAUAG